AUGUUUGGAGAACGGCGACUGUCCUGCACUGAGGAGAGUCAGAGCCAAUCAAAUGAGGGACAGCGUCUCAGUUCACAGGACGUGGAAGAACUGGUCAUAACGCUGUGGAGUCCAACACAAAGAGGGACAGCUGGACACCCCAGAGUCAGCUGUGUCGGGGAAAACGGCGAGUCCACUAAUAUGAGCGAGUGCCUGCGCUGGGCUGGCCCCACGCCCCCUCAGAUCAGAGACUGCAGAGUGCCUUGUAAGGAUGACUGCACGCUAACCGCAUGGUCCAGGUUUUCUGAAUGCGCCGGAUGUGGCAGCUUCCGAAGACGCAAACGCUCGCUCACAGGUCGCAGUAAAAAGAAGGAGCACUGCCUUAACGAGACGCUGUAUCCACUGGAGGACACAGAGGCUUGUCCCUGUCAGGAGUUUUUGUCUCAGCCCUUUGGGAACUGGUCUGCGUGUGUCCUACCCGGUCCCACGUCCACAGGCUCACAGCAGGGCUGGAUGGGCCACCGGCAGGUCAAGGAGUGUGGACAGGGGCUCCGCUACAGAGCUGUGGCCUGCAUGGACCCACAGGGACGUCCAGUGGAGCCCACAGUCUGCACUGACACAGGCUUCAUGGUGGAGGUGUGCCACGUGCCCUGCCCAUCCGACUGUAAACUCAGCGACUGGUCACCUUGGUCCGCCUGCAGCGCAUCCUGUGGCAGCGGCCUGAAGAUAAGGUCCAAGUGGCUCAGGGAGAAAGCCUUCAAUGGGGGACGGCCCUGCCCCAAACUGGACCUAAAGAACCAGGCUCAGGUGUACCAGGCCGUGCCGUGCCACAGUGAAUGCAGCCAGUAUGAGUGGAGGACUGAGCCCUGGUCCAUUUGUACCAUCAACUCUGUGGAUGACUCUCCAGCCUGUGGGGAGGGGGUCCAGAGCCGCAAGAUCAGGUGUGUUCAGAAGGGAAGGAGGAGCGAGGAGAGCAGCGCCACCGUGGAAGACAGUCUGUGUGAGCAGGAGGAGAGCCCCCCCACAGCCCAGGUCUGCACCCUGGCCUGUCCCAACCACUGUGUGAUGGCGCCCUGGGGACCCUGGAGCCCCUGCCCUUCGCCGUGCGACCAGAACUCAACCAGGACCCGGACCAGGACCAUCGUCCGCCCCCCCGCCUCAGAAAAGUCAGUGUGUCCGGAGUCGGUCCAGUCAGAACCCUGUGUCCUCAACAGCACCUGCUUCUGGUACCAGUACAGGGUCUCAGACUGGAGUACGUGUCAGCUGAGUGAAAACGCCAUCUGUGGGCGGGGCCUACGUUUACGCCUCCUGGACUGUGUACGCGGCGACGGCAAGACCGUGGAAUUCCAGAAGUGUGAGGAGAAUGAACGAGUGGAUGAUCCAGAAUUAAAUCCAGAUCAAACCGGUCUGAUUGUUUCAGAUGGACCCCAGGGGGGACAUUCGUGGCCCACCUGUCAGCUGUUUGACGUGGAGCUGUGA
Messenger RNA from Sphaeramia orbicularis (orbiculate cardinalfish), 1458 nucleotides. Its product is annotated as thrombospondin type-1 domain-containing protein 7A-like. The coding region runs from base 1 to 1458 and encodes 485 amino acids. Gene Ontology annotation, cellular component: plasma membrane. The record is from RefSeq and is a predicted model, not a curated record. Gene Ontology annotation, biological process: actin cytoskeleton organization. Lineage: Eukaryota; Metazoa; Chordata; Actinopteri; Kurtiformes; Apogonidae. The transcript is spliced from 10 exons.